Messenger RNA from Populus trichocarpa (black cottonwood), 2538 nucleotides. Its product is annotated as GDP-L-galactose phosphorylase 1. Bases 1063 to 2358 code for a protein of 431 amino acids. Gene Ontology annotation, biological process: glucose metabolic process. The transcript has 5 exons. Gene Ontology annotation, molecular function: GDP-D-glucose phosphorylase activity. Gene Ontology annotation, cellular component: cytoplasm. Lineage: Eukaryota; Viridiplantae; Streptophyta; Magnoliopsida; Malpighiales; Salicaceae. The record is from RefSeq and is a predicted model, not a curated record.
GUUAAAUUAGGUUUAAUAAUUAUAAUAUUUUAAUCAAAUGAAUAAAUUAUCCAAUUUAACAAUAAAUCCAACCCAAUCCAAAAUUUCAAAUUUAUUAAAUAUAAUAAUAACAAUCCAUGGAUACGGUUAUUAUUUGGACCUGAGCCUGCUCAAAACCAGGCCCAUAAAAUAACUCCUAUAAUCAAUGCAAAACUAUUUAUAUUAUAUAUUAUUUCGAAGCUCAUGGAGCUCGAGACACCGCCAUCACCAACUAGUGUAAAGAGACCAAAUAUAGAGACGAAGAAUCAGAGAAAGAAACGGAAAGGCACACAAAAAUAAAAUAAAAAUAAUAACCUAGUUUGAUUAUUCAUCAGUUUCCAGAAACACGGCUUCUUUAUUUGGAAAAGGAUUCCAACAAGACCAAAAUCAGAACUAUAGCGACCAAGAAUUACUAUUUCAACACCAAAAGAACAAGAACAAGAACAAGAUAGGCAGUGCAAGAAUCUCAGCACCACACGGUGGAAGGGGUGCUCUUCCUUCUGAAGGAGGAGAAUUCUGAAAAGGGGUUUGAAGGGUGUGGCAGGAAUUGCCUUGGGAAGUGUUGCUUACCUGGUAUGUAGGGUUUUUUUUCCCAGAUUUUUUGUUUGAUUAAUCUUGGUUGGAGAUUAUGUCUUUGUGUACGUAGAAUAAAGAGACUUUUCAAUUCUCAUGACGUUGUUGUUGACAUUGGUAAUUUAGUGGCAUGUAAAGCCUUGUUUGCUUGUGGAGAAAAAAUGGAGAACAGUGUUCACAUGAGCGAUUGAUGAUGGGUUGUUAGGCAGGGUGUGGAUGAGUUUUCAUUAUGAAAAUCUUGGCUUUUUUUAUUUUCUAUGAUUUUGAUAGCAGGCAAGAGUUGAACUUUAUGUGCAAAAACCUUCAUACAGGAACUAUGUCCUGUUCCAAAUAGUGGAAAAGUCUAGGAGGAAAAGAGAAGAUGAUUCUAGCAAGGUGUUGUGAUUAAAAGUGUUAUUAAAAAAAGGAAAGCAGCAAACUUGUUUGCUAAUUCCUAUAGAAUUUAGAAACUAUGAAUGGCUUUGACAGGGAAUGUGUAGAAAAAAGGGACAGAAUAUUAUGGAUACGCUCUUGUUUUUCUCCACAAAUUCUUCUAAUGCUGAUUUUUUUUUUUCAGUGUCUAAGCUGCCUCUGUAUGCAUUCAAGGAAGACAAUUCGAAUUUGAUUGGAAAUAGUGUUGAGAAAUCAUCAGAAGAGCAGCCUCAUAUGUGUUUCCUGCACAACCUGUUGCUGGGACAAUGGGAGGAUCGAAUGAGCCGUGGCCUUUUCCGCUAUGAUGUAACUGCUUGUGAUACAAAGAUCAUUCCUGGUAGAUAUGGUUUCAUUGCGCAACUGAACAAGGGCCGCCAUCUGAAGAAGAGACCCACUGAGUUCAGGGUUGAUAAGGUGCUUCAGGAUUUUGAUGAGACUAAGUUCAAUUUCACCAAAGUGGGACAAGAAGAAGUGCUUUUCAGGUUUGAAAAAAGCAUUGACCACAACAGACAUUUUUUUCCUAGUGCGCCGCCUAUAACAGCUGAUUCCAACAGCUCAAGUGUUGUUGCUAUCAAUGUGAGUCCAAUUGAGUAUGGACAUGUUCUCUUGAUACCCCAAGUUCUCAAUUGCUUGCCUCAGAGGAUUGAUCAUGGCAGCUUCUUACUUGCUCUUCAUAUGGCUAAAGAAGCAGCAGAUCCUUUCUUUAGAGUGGGUUACAACAGUUUGGGUGCUUUCGCCACAAUUAAUCACCUACACUUUCAAGCUUAUUACUUAGCAGCACCCUUCCCUGUUGAGAAAGCUCCAACUAGAAGAAUAAUGACAAUGAAGAGUCCGCAAGAUGAAGGAGUAAUCGUUUCGCAGCUCCUGAAUUAUCCAGUGCGAGGUCUUGUCUUUGAGGGUGGAAGUACAGUUCAGGAUCUAUCUGAUUCAGUAGCUAGUUCUUGCAUUUUCCUCCAGAACAACAAUAUCCCUUUCAAUGUGCUCAUUACUGAUUGUGGAAGAAGAAUUUUUCUCUUUCCACAGUGCUAUGCGGAGAAACAAGCACGCGGAGAAGCAAGCCAGGAGCUGCUGGACACUCAAGUUAAUCCAGCCGUUUGGGAGAUCAGCGGACAUAUAGUGCUGAAGAGACAGGAGGAUUUUGACGAUGCCUCAGAAACAUAUGCGUGGAGACUUCUUGCUGAGGUUUCGCUAUCAAACAAGAGAUUCCAUCAAGUAAAGGCUUAUUUAUUGGAAGCAGCAGGCUUUCAGACAGAAAUAGAGGAAAAUAACAGAGAUCUUGAGCGAGAACCCAUCUAUGAGCAACCUUCCCCUGAAGCUGUAGCACAUUUACCCCAAGAUUGCAUGGUCUUUUAUUGAAAGCCUAUGUAUGUUUAUUUACAAAACUAUCAUUUUGUAAUAGUUCUCAUACCCUAUUUUAGCUGUCAUUUAUACCAGAACAACAGGUUCUUUCCAUUCCCAUACGCUUCGUUCUGGUUUCAAUCCUUUUAAUCGAUGUCUUGGUUUAGGCUUUCAAUUGAAGUUCUUGCGUUCCAUUCA